Molecule: messenger RNA, 762 nt
Organism: Microthlaspi erraticum
Lineage: Eukaryota; Viridiplantae; Streptophyta; Magnoliopsida; Brassicales; Brassicaceae
Source: the annotation of a GenBank genome assembly
AUGAGCCGACUUCCCCCAAGCAUGUGGUGUGGUCGUCCGAUUGGUUAUAACUCAUCUUAUCCAUUAAGAUGCUGGGUGCUUCUGUCUGAUUGGUCAGCUCUUGAUCCAAUCCGUUUCUGCAUCUCUCCACUUGCUUCUCAUCCACUCCUGAAGCUUCUCCUCUCUCUCAGUGCUGGGUGUCUCUCCCUGAUAGCAUUAGGUAUUCUUGGAGUUUAUCCACGCCCUCUCUCCUCUUUAGCAGCUGGUGUCCUGCAUGUCUUCUCCAUAUUGGUUAUGAUCAUCCUUAUCUUCUCCAAGUAUCUGGUGUCACCACUUGAUUGGCUUAGAACAAGAUUGUCCAAAUGUAUGUUUCCUCGUCCAGAGGGUUUCGUACGUUUCCCUGUCUGGAGGGUUUCGUCCCCGUCUUGCUUGAGAAUUAAAAUCUCCUAUUUUAAUCCUUCUCUCAUUUCCAUGUUUCUGAUCUUCCACAUAGUUGCUUGGAAAUGUGCGGAAUACCUCCAUCCUGAACAUUUUCGUUUCUUGCAGUCGUUGCGGAUAGAUCUUGGGCGUCCGUCCCAUCUCUCAAUCUGCCCGUCCGAUUUGCAUUCUGCUUCGACCAAACUUCUUAGAAUGGUCUCUUAUGUCGUCCAAACUCUUCUCUUCUUGAUUUGGAGAACUUUGAUAUUUCGUCGUCCUGUUGACCAUGUUCGUACAAUGAUCGUCCCGCCUGGACAAUCUUGCUGUAUCUUCGGUUCCGCUCGAUCGUUCUUGAUCCUGUCUUGA